GGGUCCAAAGAGCUUAAUCCUCCAGUCUUCAGUGAUGAACCUGGACCCUCAGACUCACAAGAGAAGAGGAGAGGUGUCUCUGUGGAGGAGCAGCUGUCCAGCUGUGCUCUGUGUCAGGACGUCCUGAAGGAUCCAGUCUCUACCAGCUGUGGACACUGGUUCUGCAGAAAGUGCUUCACCUCAUACUGGGACCAGUCUGGUUCUUCAGGAGACUCCUCCUGUCCCCAGUGUGGACAAAGACCCAGAACAAGACCUGGACUGCAGACAGCCAGUCAGACCAGCACUGAACAAACAGAUAGUGGUCUGCAGGAGGUUUUAGAUCAACAUAAGAUCAGUCUGAGGAGCAGAUGUGAACAUGUGACUGAAGGAACUGAUGGAACAGGAAGUGGAACCCUCCUCAACAGGAUCUACACUGAGCUCCACAUCACAGAGGGACAGAGUGAAGAGGUUAAUACCCAACAUGAGGUGAGGCAGCUGGAGACAACUUCCAAGAUGGAGACCCUCCAUGACGCUCCAAUCAGGUGCCACGACAUCUUUAAAGUCUUACCUGACCAACAGAGAGAAGACAGACCCAUCAGAGUGGUUCUGACCAAUGGCAUCGCUGGCGUUGGAAAAACCUUCUCAGUGCAGAAGUUCUCUCUGGACUGGGCAGAGGGCUCGGAGAACCAAGAUGUCAGUCUGCUGGUUCUGCUUUCGUUCAGGGAGCUGAACCUGAUCAGAGAUCAGCAGUACAGUCUUCUCAGGCUGCUCCAUGUUUUCCAUCCAACAUUACAGAAGGUCACAGCAGAGCAGCUCGCUGUCUGUAAAGUUCUGUUCAUCUUUGACGGCCUGGAUGAAAGCAGACUGUCACUGGAUUUCAACAACAGGGAGGUUGUGUCUGAUGUCACACAGGAGUCAUCAGUCAACGUGCUGCUGACAAACCUCAUCAGGGGGAAUCUGCUUCCCUCGGCUCUCGUCUGGAUAACUUCCAGACCUGCGGCGGCCAAUCAGAUCCCUCCUACAUGUGUGGACAGGGUAACAGAAGUACGAGGCUUCACUGACGCCCAGAAGGAGGAGUACUUCAGGAGGAGAUCCAGUGAUGAAGAGCUGUCCAGCAGAAUCAUCUCACACAUCAAGACGUCCAGGAGCCUCCACAUCAUGUGUCAAGUCCCAGUCUUCUGCUGGAUCACUGCUACAGUUCUGGAGCACAUGUUGACCACAGACCAGAGAGGAGAGCUGCCCCAGACCCUGACUGACCUGUUCUCACACUUCCUGCUGGUUCAGACACAGAGGAAGAAGAACAAGUACCAUGAGGGACGUGAGACGAGUCCACAGGAGCUGACGGAGGCUGACGGGGAAGUUCUUCUGAAGCUGGGGAGGCUGGCGUUUGAACAUCUGGAGAAAGGAAACAUCAUGUUCUACCAAGAAGACCUGGAGCAGUGUGGUCUCGAUGUCACAGAGGCCUCGGUGUACUCAGGACUUUGUACUGAGAUCUUCAGAAGAGAGAGUGUGAUCUUCCAGAAAACAGUCUACUGCUUUGUUCAUCUGAGCGUUCAGGAGUUUCUGGCUGCAGUCUACAUGUUCCACUGUUACACCAACAGGAAGACAGAGGUCCUGGAGAACUUCCUGGGGAAACAACAUGUUGAUUUAACCCUGGAUGUCUUCCUGAGGGCAGCCAUGGAGAAAUCCCUCAAAAGUAAAAAUGGUCACCUGGACCUGUUUGUCCGCUUCCUUCAUGGCCUCUCUCUGGAGUCCAACCAGAGACUCUUAGGAGGUCUGCUGGGUCAGACAGAGAACAGUCCAGAAACCAUCCAGAGAGCCAUCAACAACCUGAAGAAGAUGAACAGAGAUGAUAUCUCUCCUGACAGAAGCAUCAACAUCUUCCACUGUCUGAUGGAGAUGAAGGAUCACUCAGUUCAUCAGGAGAUCCAAGAGUUCCUGAAGUCAGAGAACAGAUCAAAGAAGAGACUCUCUGAGAUCCACUGCUCAGCUCUGGCCUACAUGCUGCAGAUGUCAGAGGAGGUUCUGGAGGAGUUGGACCUGAAGAAGUACAACACAUCAUGGGAGGGACGACGGAGACUGAUCCCAGCUGUGAGGAACUGCAGAAAGGCUGGACUUGUUAACUGUGGACUCUCAGAGACUCACUGUGAAGUCGUGGCCUCAGCUCUGAAGUCCAACCCCUCCCAUCUGAGAGAACUGGACCUGAGUGACAACGACCUGCAGGAUUCAGGAGUGAAGCUUCUGUCUGCUGCACUGGAGAGUCCAAACUGUAGACUGGAGACUCUGAGAUUGGAGGGCUGCAGUUUGUCAGAGAUCAGCUGUUCUUCUCUGGUCUCAGCUCUGAAGUCCAACCCCUCCCAUCUGAGACACCUGUACCUGAGUCACAGCGACCUGCAGGAUUCAGGAGUGAAGGGUCUGUGUGGUUUUCUGGAGAGUCCAGACUGUAGACUGGAGACUCUGAGAUUGAGGAACUGCAGUUUGUCAGAGAUCAGCUGUUCUUCUCUGGCCUCAGCUCUGAAGUCCAACCCCUCCCAUCUGAGAGAACUGGACCUGAGUCACAACAACCUGCAGGAUUCAGGAGUGAAGGGUCUGUGUGGUUUUCUGGAGAGUCCAGACUGUAGACUGGAGACUCUGAGGUUGAAGAGCUGCAGUUUGUCAGAGAUCAGCUGUUCUUCUCUGGCCUCAGCUCUGAAGUACAACCCCUCCCAUCUGAGAGAACUGGACCUGAGUCAGAACAACCUGCAGGAUUCAGGAGUGAAGGGUCUGUGUGGUUUUCUGGAGAGUCCAGACUGUAGACUGGAGACUCUGAGAUUGGAGCGCUGCAGUUUGUCAGAGAUCAGCUGUUCUUCUCUGGCCUCAGCUCUGAAGUCCAACCCCUCCCAUCUGAGAGAACUGGACCUGAGACUCAACAAGAACCUGCAGGAUUCAGGAGUGAAGGAGCUGCAUGAUCUCAUGGAGAGUCCAGACUGUAGACUGGAGACUCUGAGCUGGAGGUGAUCUGUCUACAGAGAGGGAAGAGGAGAGGAGAGCUUCAUCCAGCAGUGACUGACAGAGGAAUCAGAAGAAGUGGAGAUGACUCUCAGUGCUGAAACACACACUUCCUGUUUGUGUUGCUCUCAACAGUCUGAGCUUCACAAAGAGGGACUUUCAGUGUAAAAUGACUUUAACUCUGAAGAUGAGUUUGACUCAGACGGUUGAAGCCUCGUGUUCUUCAGCUGAACUUUAGGAGAUAUUAUUGUAGGAGGAACAUGUUGUUGUUAUCCUCCAUCUCUUCAUUAAUGUUGUGACCAACAGCUCUGUCAGUGUGUAAAUAGACAUGUGACGUGUUUUCAGACAGGCUGUCCAUUAUAAUGUAGAGUCAACAAAUAUCAUUGCUUUAAUUCAUCUUUAAUUAACUGAUUUUAAAUCAUCCUUUAUGGUAAAUAAUGUGUUUAUAUUUACUUCCUGUUCUUACAGCCUGAUCUCUGACUCAUGUUUAGUUCACCUGUUUUUAUAGCAGAAUAAUAAUUCACUGUAAAUUCAAAUGUAACUUUAUUUAAUCACAAUGAAAACACAGUGAAGGAG
Molecule: messenger RNA, 3543 nt
Organism: Seriola dumerili (greater amberjack)
Lineage: Eukaryota; Metazoa; Chordata; Actinopteri; Carangiformes; Carangidae
Product: NLR family CARD domain-containing protein 3-like
Exons: 10
Molecular function (GO): protein binding
Source: RefSeq, a predicted model, not a curated record